Molecule: messenger RNA, 584 nt
Organism: Haliotis rubra (blacklip abalone)
Lineage: Eukaryota; Metazoa; Mollusca; Gastropoda; Lepetellida; Haliotidae
Product: calcium-binding protein E63-1-like
Exons: 6
Coding region: 87-521 (144 amino acids)
Molecular function (GO): calcium ion binding
Source: RefSeq, a predicted model, not a curated record
CGAACUACGGCCUCAUGGUGAUCGUGAGCCAGAUAAGUGACGACCUACAACUUGGUGUCUUGAUUCCGAUAGUCUGAAUAAGGAAUAUGAAGAUCGUCGUUGUAUCGUUGCUGCUCCUGCAUACCUGCAGUCUGGCGUUUGGCGCCCAAAGCUGCCACAACAACCACCAUGGCUUGAGUGAACAAGAUGUCAUCAACCUCGUCACCAACGACCUCGACCACAACAGGGACGGCCACGUUACCAUGGACGAGUUCACUAAAGAGUUUCUCACCAAGUUUGACCACGACGGCAAUGGUCAAGUGUCCGAGGCUGAGUUUGUCAAGCAAUGGCAUCACACAUACCACGACUCUAAGGAGUUCUCAAAACGGGUGUUUGAGUUUCUCGACGCAGACAAAGACGGUCUACUCGUCACUUCCGGAAUAAGGAGCGCCAUGGCCGCCUUCGAUUUAAACGGUGAUAGUCGCUUAUCGUACGGAGAGUUCAAGGCCGCUCUUCUGACGAUUUACACGAACUGCCCUUGAAGUUGCAGACAUCCCACAUCACUUGGACUCCUUCAGCCGUACUAAAGUAAACUGUCUAACCGA